Molecule: messenger RNA, 8254 nt
Organism: Corythoichthys intestinalis (scribbled pipefish)
Lineage: Eukaryota; Metazoa; Chordata; Actinopteri; Syngnathiformes; Syngnathidae
Product: inward rectifier potassium channel 4-like
Exons: 4
Coding region: 386-2110 (574 amino acids)
Biological process (GO): regulation of monoatomic ion transmembrane transport; potassium ion import across plasma membrane
Cellular component (GO): plasma membrane
Molecular function (GO): inward rectifier potassium channel activity
Source: RefSeq, a predicted model, not a curated record
GCAUAUAAACGGGUCGGCGUCACGGUAAUUCACGGUCACGUUGCUGUAAGAUACACACCGCCGACUCACAAAGACAGACGCACACAGAUUGCAUCCGAUGCACGAGAGAGGCAGCAGUGAAACGCUUCACCACUAUGGAACAACGAUGACAAAGCUUAGAUUGGGGACAAUUCAAAGUUUGUGCAAGCCAAAGCACGCAAUUUGUUUCAACAUUAAAGCGCGUGGAGAAGUGAACAGUGACCAGACUCAGGAUGAAAGCAACAACUGUUUUCAAAUGAUCGACACUGCCGAAAAGCCAAGCCAAUGUCAUGAGAAGACGCAGUUGGUCACAAAUGUAAGACCAACCUGAGCUCAUACUGCAUCUCAGUCCAGCAACAGUACUUUCAUGGUUGGAACUGCCCGUCCCAACCUCCAUUACUGCCCUUGCAGACAUAGACUGAUGAUCACCAUUGCCAUGGGAGCGGUGCGAGUCAACAGAUACAGCAUUGUUUCCACAGACGAAGAUGCCCUGAAGAUCUCAGCCUUGGGCCUCCACAAUGGCCACAGUCCGUUGACCCAGCAGAACCUGACGGCGUCGUGCACUGAGGCCGAGGACGAAGCAGCAGGAAAAUAUCCUGCGGGCCAAGAUGCCCGAGGUGCUCUGUCUCUGAGAGUGCCGGAUGACUCCGCGGGCCACAACAGCUGCAGGGCUUCGCCAUCAUGUCGACACAUCGGCAUCGACUUGAGUACAGGUCGACUCCGUAGCCGAUUCGUGAAAAAGAAUGGCCAGUGUAAUGUAGUGUUUGACAACAUGGAGGAUAAGCAACGUCGAUACCUGGCUGACAUUUUUACCACCUGUGUGGACAUACGUUGGCGAUACCUUUUGCUUAUCUUCACUGCCACUUUCCUUCUGUCCUGGUUGUUUUUUGGUUUGGUCUUCUGGGGAGUGGCACUGGCUCAUGGAGACUUUGAUCUUCACUUCCCUGCAAAGGAGGAAGACUCUCAGAGCAAAGCAGAGGACAAACAGGACAAAUGGCGGCCGUGCAUCCUGCACAUCCAGGGCUUUAUCGGGGCAUUCCUCUUCUCCAUAGAAACCCAAACUACCAUUGGAUAUGGUUUCCGCUGUGUCACCGAAGAGUGCCCUGUUGCCGUGGUGACCGUGGUGGUGCAGUCCAUCGUGGGCUGUAUCAUUGACUCCUUCAUGAUAGGCACCAUCAUGGCCAAGAUGGUACGGCCCAAGAAACGGGCUCAGACCUUGCUAUUCUCACAUCACGCUGUCAUCGCCUUGCGAGAUGGAAAGCUGUGCCUCAUGUGGCGCCUGGGGAACAUGCGGAAGAGCCACAUCGUGGAAGCACACGUGCGCGCUCAGCUCAUUAAGCCUAAAAUGACGGCAGAGGGCGAGUACCUCCCUUUGGAGCAGACGGACAUCGACGUCGGCUACGAUGACGGCCUGGACCGGUUGUUUCUCGUGUCACCACUUGUGGUGGUCCAUGAAAUCAACAAGACCAGUCCCCUGUAUGACCUGAGCAGCACUGACCUUCAAAAGGAAGACUUUGAGAUUGUGGUCAUCUUGGAGGGCAUGGUGGAGGCUACUGCGAUGACCACUCAGGCCCGUAGCUCCUAUUUGGCCAAGGAGAUCUUGUGGGGUCACCGAUUUGAACCGGUGGUCUUUGAGAAGGGAAACCGCUACCACGUAGACUACUCUCGCUUCCACAAGACAUACGAAGUGCCGACAACGCCACACUGCAGUGCCAGAGAGCUCAGUCAAAGAGAAGGUGAUGGGCGGCUUCCCUCGUCCUCCACCUCCAGUUUGUCACAAUCUCCGUCACCGUUUGUUCCAAGAGCGGCUCGCCAUCUAUUGGGGCUCCACUCACCCAGCGCUUUCUGUUACGAGAAUGAGGUCGCGCUUUGUUGCGGUGAGGAUGAAGAAGAUGGGGAGGCAGGCAGCCUGGGGGCCAAAAGUGAACGAGGAGCAAGUGUUCGAGAUGAGCUUUCGGCGGGCUUCAAGGAGACUUUUGUUAAGGAGCAGAUGGUGGAGAUGCUGUGUGUGCUGGACACUGAAAACCAGAUCAGUCUGGACAAAUUACAGCCUGGUCUACCUUUAUACAUAAGUCGGGAAUCUGGAGUGUGAAGCUAGUAGCAAGAGAAGGUGACCGUUCUCUAUGAGCGCACUCAACCAAAACAUUGCACUAAUGGUGAAUUAAACAACUCACUAUUUGAACUAUACUGUACAUGGGUCAAUGGUGAAUUAAACAACUCACUAUUUGAACUAUACUGUACAUGGGUCAUUCCGGAAUUAGUGGACAUUUUGGCUUCCAUGUUUUUAUUCCUUAAUAUUGUUGAUUUUAUGCUACAUAUUGUAGUAUUCAGUUGCGGAUCCUGGUCUUUCACUGAAGGGAAGCUCAAUGUGUGUCCGCCUGUGAGUGCUUUGUGACGGUGGAGGGGCUCCGCAGCAACAACUAUUCGGUAGGCAAGGCAAGGCAAGGCAAGGCAAAUUUAUUUAUAUAGCACAUUUCAACACAAGGCAAUUCAAAGUGCUUUACAUCACAUGAAGAUCAUAAAAAUCACAUUUAAAUCAAUACAACGUAAAAACCAAGACAAUCAAAAUUGGAAAUAAAAUUAUACAUAAAAAUCACAUUUAAUCACAAAUAGAAUAAAAUAAAUAAAAAUAAAACAAAAACUACUACAACUAAUAAUAAUUGAAAUCAGCAAUGGAGAUAUACAUAAGAGGAAUACAAAGCAAGUAGAUUGAAAUGUAUAGACAGUUAUGGAUAUACAGUGCUAAACAAAAGCGUUUUUAGCCCUGAUUUAAAAGAACUAACAGUUUGAGCAUACUUCAGACGUUCAGGUAACUUGCUCCAGAGGUGAGGAGCAUAAUAACUAAAUGCUGCCUCACCCUGCUUGGGACUUGUUCUUGGAAGAUGCAGGAGACCGGUUCCAGACGACCUUAGGGGUCUAGAUGUCUCAUAGUAAUCGAACAAAUCAAGCAUGUAUUUUGGUCCAAGGCCAUUAAGUGUUUUGUAGACGAGCAGUAGUAUUUCAUAGUCUAUCCUUUGACUCACUGGAAGCCAGUGUAGCGAUUUCAAAACCGGUGUAAUGUGGUCCAGCUUCCUUGUAUUUGUGAGGACUCUGGCUGCAGCAUUCUGUACUAGCUGCAGCUUCCUGACUGAUUUUUUAUCAAGACCCGUAAAUAUACCGUUGCAAUAGUCCAAUCUGCUGAAAAUGAAUGCAUGCAUACGUUUUUCCAUGUCUUGUUGAGUCAGAAGCCCCUUAAUUCUGGUGAUAUUUUUUAGGUGGUAAUAAAUCAUGAUUUUGAUGGCUAUCAAAUUUUAGGUCUGAGUCAAUAAUUACGCCAAGGUUUCUGACUUGAUUUGUAGCUGUAAGUGACAUUGUGCUAAGUUGCCUGCUUAUCUUUGACCUUUCCUUUUUUUGCCCAAAAAUGAUCACCUCUGUCUUCUCCACAUCUAACUGGAGAAAAUUCUGGCACAUCCAUUCACUGAUUUGAUGAAUGCAUUUACUCAGGGAGACUAAGGGACUAUAAUCAUGUGGGGACACAGAAAUGUACAGUUGUUUGUCAUCUGCAUAGGCGUGAUAGGAGAUGUCAUACUGUUCCAUUAUCUGAGCUAAGGGAAGUAUAUAGAUAUUAAAUAAGAGUGGUCCAAGAAUUGACCCUUGAGGGACUCCACACGUGAAUUUGGUUCGUUCUGACUGAUGGUUUCCGAUUGACACAAAGAAAUCCCUAUCAUGUAAAUAGGAUGUGAACCACUGAAGAAUAGUGUCAGUAAGCCCUACCCACUGUUCCAAUCUGCUAAGUAGUAUGUCGUGAUCAACCGUGUCGAAUGCGGCACUGAGAUCCAAUCGUAACGGUAGGGAAAGAGUCUUCAAAAAAGUCUUCAAACACAAGCAUCUAAAAAAAUUAAUUAAUUAAAAAUAACACCAUAAAUAGAAGCUCAAUUUUUCACUAGUUCUGUUUAGCAAAGCAAGUGUUGCUAGGAUGAUUAUGAAAGUCCCCGGCUCAACGUAGAACAACAGAAUGAAAAUUGGAAAAUGCCUCCCACGGAUGUUAAUACGACAAGAUCACUGAUUAGCUCAUUUCGCUGUCAAUCAAAAAGGGAUUCAGCCUCAGACAGAUCAUCCAAUCAUCAUGCGGAGAAGCACAAUGUCCAGGCCAGCAGAGCCCCGCCCACUGCCCAUAGUCCCUCAGAGAUGCGCAGCGUCCGAUGGGUGGGAUAAACCCAGCCUUUAGCCAAUGACUCAUCUCGUUUCGCUGGAGUGGAACAAUGCACUCUCAACUCUGGAGACGCACUGUGUCCACACUGUUUAUAGGACUGUAAAGCUGUGAAAAUGAAUGAAAAGCAAGUCGCAUCAUAACCAGUGAUAAGAAGCUAAUUCUGAACAAAAGUUGAGCGCAUUCUAACACAUAUUUAGUCAAUGACAGGUACACACAUUCAUUCAUUUUCCAUUCCACUUAUCCUCACGAGGGUCGCGGAGGUGCUGGAGCCUAUCCCAAUUAACUAUGGGCAGUAAGCCGGGUAACCCUGAAUUGGUUGCCAGCCAAUCGCUGGGCACAGCGAGACAAAAAAUCAUUCACGCACACAUAAUAUUUGCAGAAAUUAUUGUCAUAGUUUGAUAAUAUGCAUAACAGAGUUACAUGAGGUAGAUGUAGACAAUGUAAUCAAGGCUAGCUAUUUUAUAAGAAUAUAAAAAAAAAUAGAAGAAAGGACAAAAAAUUUAAAUUCGUCGAGUUCGUCAAAAAAAAAAAAAAAACAUGUCAUUUUUAAUGCGUAACUGUGAGGAUAAAUUACGUUGUUGUUGUUGUUGUUGUUUUUUUUAGGUUUUUUUGCACUAGUAGUCCCUUCCCAAACCUGGAAGUGUAACGUAAAUUCCUGAACGCAACAGAAGACUAUUCACAGAGAGCAUAGUCGCAGCAAAGAUAUCAGUGAUAUUUCCACCGAAAGUAACCAUUCAGGAUCGCUCUUUCGUGACGCAAACAAAGGCAAAGGCUCCCAGGAAAGAUUAUCUACAAUUAAUCCCUACAUGUUUGAACCUGAGGCGUCGGAUGACGACGAUUAACUCAGCACAGCAGAUGUUGGUGAUGAUGCAGGUUGGCAGCUCGACAUUUCACUAAAGGAAGAGUGGUAGGCAUCUAGCAUCGUGAUUUCUAUUCGAACCUUUCCUUCCCCAGUCAUUCUGUGAUAAUAUCAGUAAUUGCAAAAACAGACGAGUAGCUAUAUAGAUGUAAAUGUAUUAUAACUAGGGCUGUCAAAUUUAUCACGUUAACGACCGAUAAAUAAUUUUUUAAAUUAAUCACGUUAAAAUUUUUGACGCAAUUAAUGCAUGCCCGGAAUGACCUGUUCAUGCGUUGUUUACAGUUUACAAUGACGCCGUUUUAGAACAUUGAGAGCAAAAAGGCAGAGAAAUGCGUGUGGACACAGGCGUUCAUUGGACUGCGUCUUUUAUUGGCUUCAGCUUUUGGCAGCCACUACUAACAGUCAUGGUUGUCCAAUUUUGGGCGGAGCAAGAGAUAAUCAUUUUCUUAACUCGCUUAAUUGAACACAACGCAGAACAUAUUGUAUACCAUUUGCAGCCACUGAUGAGAGUCAUGGUUGCCCAACAUCCCAUCAUGCAUUUGGGCGGAGUAGGAGACGUUCUUUUUCUUAACACGCCUAAUUGAACACAUCGCAGAACACACUGUAUACCAUUUGCAGCCACCACUGACAGUCAUGGUUGCCCAACUUCCCAUCAUCCAUUUGGGCGGAGCAGGAGACGUUCUUUUUCUUAAUAUAAAAUUACUAUAACUUGUACACAAAUUUAUCUUUUAAGAACUCCAAGUCUUUCUAUCCAUGGAUCGCUUUAACCGAAUGUUAAUGUUAAUGCCAUCUUGUGGAUUUAUUGCUAUAAUAAACAAAUACAGUACUUAUGUACAGUAUGUUGAAUGUUUAUGUCCGUCUUGUGUCUUAUCUUUCCAUUCCAACAAUAAUUUACAGAAAAAUAUGGCAUAUUUUAGAGAUGGUUUGAAUUGCGAUUAAUUACGAUUAAUUAAUCUUUAAGCUGUGAUUUACUCGAUUAAAAAUUUUAAUCGUUUGACAGCCCUAAUUGUAACGAAUCGGGUUAUAAUCUAGCGGGUCUAUUAGCAUGCGUUCCUAAAUGCACCGCGUGACUUACAGAAGUGACAGAGGUGCGAUGGAGUGAGACAUUUCCUGGUUGUUGUGAGUUGUUGUUGUGUUGGCGUCAACUAUGGCAGACAGCAGCCGUGUAGUUCCCACAAGUUCCAAAAAUAACAAAUUGCAACCUGACUAAGCAGGCAACUCUGUCAAUGUUCCAGUAUCAAAUUGACAUGAAUAGACAACCUGUCAGCUGUCUUAUGACAAGCAAGCAACAACAGCAAAAAAACAGGUCGCGAUCAAGUACCGUAUUGGCCCAAAUAUAAAACGGUGUUUUUUGCAUUGAAAUAAGACUGAAAAAAGUGGGUGUCGUCAAUUAUUCGCGGUCCAGACAUUAUACCCAUUCACGACGCUGGAUGGAGCCCGAUAUCAUUGAAGCGAUGUUCUGUCAUGACAGAUCUCAGCUACUCUCAAGUUUAACCAGUUUGCAUUAUUUUAUUGCAAUGGUUUUCCUUACUCAGAUUUUUUCAAGACUACAGUUACAGUUAGACUUCACUUUGAUGGUUAAUGCAGUUAUUGCAAUUUUGUUGUUUUAUCACAAAAGAUUGGUGUAUUUACAUUUCAAAAACCAGAAGCCAUUCAUUUAUGAAUGUGAUUGCACUUUAGUUUACAUAUUUAAAUGUUCAGAUAUUAAGAUUUGAAUGAGGCAAAAUAACAUGCUUUUUCUCUCAGAUACAUUGUUAUAAUCAUGUUUCAGAUGUACUGUAAUUAUUUUCUGUAUAAAAAUUAAUUUGGUGUUCAUAAGUCUUUUUUCAAACUUGAGUCUUGAAAAAGAGGGGGUCGUCUUAUAAUCAGGGCCAUCUUAUAUUUGGGCAAAUACGGUAAUAUACGUAUCAAAUUGCCUUUAAGGGUCUACUUACAUCUUUGAAAAACCAAGGUUGUAUCCUCCUAGGCUUUAAAAGCUGUCAUCGCUGAAAUGUUGAAAACAAAAGCGCAAUCGAGGAGCCGGGGAGAAAUUCUUCCGUUGACUCUCACAAAAGAUGUGCAAACCCUUGCUGAAGAAAGUUUUUUUGGGCCACUUAUAGAGUCGCGAGCCUUCGUGUAAGCAAUUCAUCGCUACACAUCGAUAUGGCAUGACGAAUCUCGCGAGUAAAACCCAGAAAAUGUUUGCAAUACAUGGCGAGGAUAGCGUUGUGCUAUACUUUCGUAUCAGAGUGCUGACGAGGUCUUCAGGAGUUUACGUCAUCAGGUAGCGGCCGGCAGCAGGGCACGUCCCUCGUUGCUAAGGUGUUGCUAUGGCAGUAACUCAAAAAUGAUGCGGUCAAUUUAAAAAAAAAAAAAAAAAAGGGUAAUGUGAGUUUUGAGACAGCGAAUGAUGCAUUCAAUACAAUUUAACCGAGUAAAACGCUCAUCAAUUGAAGUCUUCAGCUGCUUUUUAAUACAUUCACAGAACUAAAAAAAUUAUAAUAUCGAGAUGACGCAACGAUAUUUUAGUGAUGUGCUUUGUGGUCAUUUUAACAGUACCAAACAGAUCACCAAUAAAAUAUUAAGCCGUAUUCAAUAAGUGGCAUAAAUCUUAAAAAAGUUCAAAACUUUAUCGCUUAGUCAACUGCAAGGGCGUACACCAAUAAAAUAUUAAGCCGUAUUCAAUAAGUGGCAUAAAUCUUAAAAAAGUUCAAAACUUUAUCGCUUAGUCAACUGCAAGGGCGUAGAUUUGCAUAGGGACGGCAGGGACAUAACACCACCAACUUUUAAGGAUGCUCAAAUUGUCCCCCCCAACUUUUAAUCAACCUUAUUUGCAUUAUAUAAUGAGUUCCGUUAUAUAAGUAAUUUAGAUUGUCUUCCCAUAAGUUGUAAGGAUAGAAUUGACCCUACAUUAUGUUCAGACUUACAUUUACCCAGGGGUGAAAGUAGCUAGAAUUUCUUGCCGGAACUCCCUGACGUGAAGGUCGCCACGGAGCCAGAAAUUUUAUUUAUUUAUUUAUUUAUUUUUCCUUUCAUUUUUAGGGGGGGUGGGUCAAAUCUCUUAAACUACUGAAAUGCAAAGAAAACUGUUUUAGCAGUUAUUUCUAUAACACACAAUUUUCAUUCAAAAUUGUAUUUUUUCAAUGAUUUGCAAAAAAAAAAAAAAAAAAAAAAAAAAAAAAAAAAAAAAAAAAAAACAGCAAUAA